AGUUGUUUCCAUAAAAUAUGCUUGGCUCUUAACAAAAAGAUGUCAAAAUUAGAACGAUUAGGGUGGAAUUUUUCGAAUAACAGCAUUACAUGAAAUAAAACUGUUAAUUGUUAGGGAAUUAUCAAGAGCAGAGAAAUGUGGCCGGUAAAAUGCAAUAGAAAAAUAGCAAACAGAAAAAGAAUUAACAUAUCUAAGAACACGUUUUGCUAAAGACACGUUAACUUGCUUGUGGGAAAGCACCGACAAAAGAAGGAAUGAAAAAAAAAUCGCGUUUUUCUUUCAGAGAUGUUUACCCCAACUCACUACGCCUGGCUUCCCCACGCCCCACCCAACAUGCUGGUUUGAUAUUCGCUGGAUAAUGACUCCAAGAUACAUUUUCUGGAAAUCUUAAACAAUUUCGCAGAUAAACUGAAAAAAUCGAUAAAAAUGACAUCAAUUUUUACAAAAUUCAAGGUCACAAAACGCCGAUAAACCAAUCCAAGGCCAGUCAACGAGUAAACGGUCUUCGAAAACGUCAGAAGGCUUACGGAAAAGAUAUCGAUCAACCACCGUGGAUUCGAGAGUUUACUGUAACAGAAUUUCUAUGAUACAAAGGAAGGGUGGGUGCAGGGGAGUGGUAAACCAACGAUACAUCGCCUAGCUGUACCCUGAGGUUCGUGAAGCUCAGAGUGCGCUGACUGCUCUGUUGAGUGUUGCUGGUAGGCACUGCAAGUGCCAUCAUCACUUACUAAAACGACAUAAAUGUCCUUAAAACUAUACAUUGAAAUUGCUGUUAUAGCACGUUAGUGUUGAUGACAAUAUUACGGGACACAGGAUGCUUCUAAAGGUCAAUAAGUACACAAAAUUACCCUGUUAUCCGACGGUAACAAAGGUUAUGCCCGAACCGGAAGUAUGGGUGUUGAUCCGGAAAUACAAUUUUUUGCGCAUGCGUUGAAUAUGAAAUGGCGCUGAUCAAAACAAACCUCGGAACAAUGAAAACAUGCGUUGUAAUUUUUGAUUAAAGCAUCCAUUUUUGUGUCAAACGCAUGCCUAAGACAGUGUCAGAGAGACAGUGGUCAUGCUGGACCUCGAUGUUGUGCCAGAAAGAUCUCUAGGGAAUGAGCAAUGGGAGUUUAUUUUGGGACAACCAUUUUACCAGACAGUGAACAUACUAAAGAGACACGAUCGCAAUAUCAAGGGAGUUCAAGUAUGGUACAGCGACCAGGUUCCUCUGGAUAUGGACCUAGUGUUGAACCUAUCUCAAGAUGGAGUGAAGUUGAUCUAUGAUUCCUAUACACAGAGAUUAAAGAUAAUAGAAGUGUAUAACCUUAACAAGGUCAAACUUAAGUACUGUGGUGUCCACUUCAACACUCCUCACAUCCAGCCCACAAUAGCCCAGAUAGACCAGUCCUUUGGCGCCACACAUCCAGGAGUUUAUGACUCAGAACGGCAGGUAUUUGUAUUAAACUUCCGAGGGCUCUCAUUUACAUUCCCGAUUGAGUCAAAACUUGAGCCCAGAUAUGCACACGGGCUGGGGUCACUUCAGUUUCCAAAUGGGGCCUCACCAACUGUGUCUAAAAUGUGUAUAUUUAGUGGAAAUAGUCUAGCCAAUACAGGAGCUCCACUGCUCCCUAUCCAGAGUUUCUAUGGAAAUUGCUACCUGGAAAGUUUAGAGGUGCUACGUGAGAACCACACUACCAAAGAAGUUCGCUUUCACUUGGUCACAGAAGGCACGGGGCCAGGAUCGUUGUCAGAGAUGAGAAGAAAAACUUUUGAAAGGCGAGUGAGAUUUGGAGAUUCCUCUGAGGAUGUGACAAGUGCCUUAGGAAGCCCCAGUAAAAUGUUCUACAAGGCAGAGGAUAAGAUGAGAAUUCACUCACCAGAAGCUCACAGACUUGUUAGAUCUCGUAGCUCAGAUUAUUUCUAUAACUAUGUCACCUUAGGUGUGGAUAUACUGUUUGAUGCUAAUACUCAUAAGGUGAAGAAAUUUGUGCUACAUACCAAUUAUCCUGGACAUUAUAAUUUCAACAUGUAUAGUAGGUGUGAUUUUAGAAUAUCCCUCUCUGUACCCAGGGAUCCCUCAGAGCAGCCGCUGGUAGCAGUGGGGGAUCCUCAGAUGGUCAUUACUGCUUACACCAAGUGGGAUGAGGUGGAGAGGUUUCUAGCAAAGCCUAUGGAGAAACCAGUGGUGCUGAACAGAGCCUCCAGCACCAAUACUACCAACCCAUUUGGGUCCACUUUCUGUUAUGGGGUACAGGACAUGAUAUAUGAGGUGAUGCAGAACAACCAUAUAGCAUCAGUGACAUUAUAUCAACCCUCAGGAGCUCAAACCUUGUCUUCUUCUUGACACAGCGCAGGGCAACGAGGGUCUCUUGACUAUGGCAGGGACAAACAGAUGGUUGAGUCACAAUAGGGAGCAUUGAGUCACAUUGGAAACCUGGAAAUGAGAGUGUGACGAGACGUAGUCACAAAAGCACGAGUUUUUACGAGUGGAGUGGAGUUUCUUUGAUAAUGAGAAACCAAAAAUGAGGCAGACAUUGGAUUUUUUUACUUAUUGACGGCCAUAUUGAAUUUUUAAACGUAGGUCAACAUUGAGAAGAAUUUUAAUACAUCGGUUGGAAAGCAGUCAUGUACAGAAGAAGACAGAUGGGGGCCUUAAAUUAGGACUGAUGGGAUUUUGAAUUGAUAUCAUGAUAGAAAACAUGCCAGCAAUUGCAGAUAUUUAUCAACCAUGUGCAGAGAUGGACCAGACCUCAGACUGAGAACUGUUGUGUAGAUGAAUAAUGCAAGGAGAACAAGUGUGUGUGACAGGAACACAGACCAUUCCCUUAUCCCUGCUUUGGAACUGUUCCUCUUAUCUACAUGUAGAGAUGUAAAAUAUGUGCACGUGACAUCUAUGGUGAAUUUAUGACUGUAUAUAUAUAUUAUUAUGAAUAUCUAAGGAUAGGUGAAUUUCUAAGGGACUGCAGUAUGCCUUGAUUUCUAUGGAAAAAUCUUUUCUCAGGAAACAUAUUUUUCUCUUAACACAAAGUUGUUGUCUUGGCAACUUGAAGUAGAUAUGAUGGGGAUGGGAAGGCAGGAAGAUGAGAAUUGUUUUGGAUCUCCACAGUCAAACCAUUGGGCUAAUUUCCUACAAUGAACAGUAUUGUCUUGUCCUAAUGUAAAAAAAUCCUUCUGGGGAGGUAUUUUUCAGAAAUCUGCGGUCUCAAAUUUUUAGGAAUAUUUAUGGGCAUUUCUUUAUAAGUCAACAUCUUACAUUGAAUGAUCAGACAAAUGCAAACUAGGUUACCCAAUGGUUUACAGCAGUGAAUUUUGGCAGAUCUAGAACAAUUUUUAUUAUAUUCACCUGAAGGGGAGGGGGUGGAAGAGGGGGAGGAAGCAAUAUUCUGUCUUAUUACUGAACAUGCAUGCAGAAAGAAAAAAACCUAGGGUGCAGAGGACCCCCCCCCCCCCCUUUAUGGGUCUGUCUUAAAGUUUGUAACUGACUAAUAUUUAAGGCCCUAUUCACAUAGUGCUUUACACUUUACUGUUUCACACCAUUUUGGCUGGGGGUAACAUAUACUUACACAAUCAAAAUUAAUCUGUUUAACUGGCUGUGUCAAGUGCCUGGGCUCCCUUAGAGUGCACUCAGAACAAGUUGAUCCGCAGACUAGAUGUGGCCGACUCACUUAAAAACAAUACUGCUUAUUUCCUGAUGGUCUCCCUUCCCCUACAGGUGCCAUUAUAUGGAUUAAAUUGUCGCUCCGAGGUUUAAUUGCUUGGCCCCUGCAGCGACAGGACAGGUGGAGGCAGGGAGAACAUCAGGGAAUUAAUUGGUGCUGCUUUUAAAUGAGUCAGCCAUAUUUAGUCAGUGGAUCAGUUAGUCCUCGAAUCAUCUGUUCAGAAUGCUUCUUAGAUGACUAUAUUGCAUAAUAGCCAGGCUCUUAAGUUGUCAGUCACAAUGAUGUUAAACAGCAAAUUGUACUGCAUGGAAGUGAAAAGGGCCUGAAGAUAAUUAUGAUUCAAAUACACUGUAACUAAGUAACACUACAGCACUUUAAGACCAUAUCCUGGUCUCUUUGCUCAUAUGACCCUCUUACAUGGCGUAACAUGUCUUUUGGCUGUGAUGUAUUUUAACGUAGCUAGAAAUCUUGCCUUUCAUGAGGUUCACCAAAUUCAUGAAAUAUGUGAAAUUCCUAUAAACUUUUUUUUGUUAUUAAUCACAAUGUAUUGAAAUAUUUUAUAAAUAUCCAAGUCACUAGUCCAUGGUUCAUUUUUUUUCUUUCUUUCUUUUUUUUAGUUUGAUCUCAUGCAAACAAUGCAGCAUCAGUUGUUAAAGGUUUUAUCUUGUUUACUCAAAUGUUUGUUUUAUGGUAUGAAUAGUUAUGGAAAGCUUACAGUCUAGUGAAUACUUUGUAUCAUAUGGCAGAUAAAUAGCAGACCUUUUUGUGCUAAAAAUCUUAAGUCAGAAAUCUACUAUUCCAGCUUUUGGUAUCCACAUAUUAAUCCUCAUAAAUAUGUAUAUUAUAUAUAAUAUUAUUAUAUGGUAUAUUAGUGGCAGAACAAGAUAAUGACAAUACAGAAAUUUAUAUGAGAUGGUUUGUUAAGAAAUUGGUGGGGUGGGUAGGAAUUUAUAUAAUACUUUUUCCACACUGUAUUUCUUCCUUGUAAAAGCCAGACUCUUUAGUUAACAAAGUCAUUUGGAUCAGAUUUAAAAAGAAAAAGAAAUUUUUCAGUUUAUGUUAUCUCAUUUAGUAACAUUGUAAAACAAAUAUUGGAACUCUGUGUAUUAUGUUAAUUUUUUGAAGUUGAUAGAUUGUGAUUAGUCACUUUCCAGUUACUUAGGGAUUUCUACGCUUUUUUUAACAAAAUUUAGUGUUCAUUCCCAUUUAAACUAACAGUCUACAUAGAUCGAUCUAACUCCAUGGGGACUCUCGCUGAAUGCAAUCAGUUUAACAAAUUAACAUGCCAUGUAUUUAGUUCAAUGUCAUUUUUCAUACUGUAAAGCUAACUGAAACUCAAAUUUAACUGACUUAAAAAGACCAAUCUACAGGAUUAUUUCUAUGUAAUGUUAGUGCAUAAUUUUAUUUAUUUACAUUUGUUCAAUACAAGUUGAUUAAAUCAGAUUUAGUUGCAACUGUUAUCAAAAUGAUAACCAUAUUAUCUAUGCAUUUUUCCCCCGUUUUUUGUAUACAUCCAUGUAUAUAUAUCUGUGGUUGUUCGUUGUGCCAGAAGUUGGGUUUUGAGAGAUAUAUAUAUACAUAAUACCAGGACCUUGAGAAAACAGCCUCUACGAGCACAUUCAGAACAGUGAACUAAUAGAUUUGCAGAUCAGAUAUGGCGACCCACUAAAAAGCUUGUUGCUUAAUUCCCAAUAAGACUAAAUAGAUUCCCCACGGGAAUCAUGCAACAAGCAUACAAGUGAAUUGGUCAUAUUUGAUCCGUGGAUCUGUUAGUCCGCUGUUCUGAAAGUGCUCUAUAUCUCCAUUUGGAUCUUUUUGCUCUGCUUCCAGAGCCGAGAUUGAUCGUUUGUUAAAACUGAUUUGGUCAGAUGACUGUCUUUUUUUGGAGUUUUUUCCAGUUGCAUCAUUAUGAGCUGUAAACAUAUCAAUUCUGAAUUAUUUAAGGAUGAUAUGCUGUCUGCAUGCCCAGAAUAAUCUUAAACCAAAAAUUGACUUUAAUUGAAUUAUUUUGUGCAGCAAUUUAGGUGAUAACAGGCACCAUACAGUAUAAUCCUCUCAGAGCACAAGGAGGGCAGGUACCUCCAGACAAGUUUUUUUUUUCUUGAAGGGGGGGGGGGGGUUAAAUUUAAGUUGCCAAAUUUUAUUAUUCUGAUAUGAAUGUGCACUUAUUUCACCAUAGUACAUGCCCCAUAGUUAUGCUGCAGCUUAAAAGCUUUCUUGAAGAGUGUGAAAAUGUUCUUAAAAGAAGUGUUUGCAUUUACAAAGGUAUAGGUCAGUAAUUCUAAAUUUAGGAGUGAUUGAGAUGUUUUGAACUUAACACUUUUAAAAGGUCAGUUUUACCCAGUGUUAAGAAGUCUUUCCAUACCAAGAGUAUUUUAGAUAGGAAAAUUGUCAAAAAAAAUCUCUUCAAAGAACCUUGCAAAUAGAAAGAAUCCAAAAGCAUGAGAUUUUGAGUCUAAAUGUGUUUUGAUCUUGAGCAUAGAUCAAACUGCUGUAAGGUGUUUCCAUGCAUCUCCUGCCUUGGACUGGGUUGCAUUUAAUUACACAGAUAGUCAUUGUACAGCAUUUCUUCCAAAUUUUAAAGAAAAGAAAAAAUAACUUGUCAGCAGACAUUAUUGUUAAUUAUACAAUUUCAAUUUGUUUAAAAUGGUUUGACUAUGUUUUUCAUUUUUUUAUUGUCAGACAACUAAUAAGAUGACUGUAAUGGAUGAUGGGUAUUUAUUUAUCGUAGAAGGUCAGGAGAGUGGUGGGUUUGUAUUGCCCUUUCUAUUUCACCCAAGGUGCAGGAUGAAUGAAAUUCUACUUGUAUAUAAUGAAGUGGAAUUGUACAGUAUUCAUGUUUUGAAGUUAUAAAGACAAACUGAUAAGGAACAAAGUUGUGCUUUGUACUGGAAUUCAUAUGGUAAUACAGAUAUCACAUCACUAUGUAGUUGUAUUUCAUUUGAAAAAAAUAAAUAAAUAUUGACUGUUCAUAAAA
Messenger RNA from Lingula anatina, 6618 nucleotides. RefSeq names its product phagosome assembly factor 1. Gene Ontology annotation, biological process: Golgi to plasma membrane protein transport. Gene Ontology annotation, cellular component: trans-Golgi network. Lineage: Eukaryota; Metazoa; Brachiopoda; Lingulata; Lingulida; Lingulidae. The record is from RefSeq and is a predicted model, not a curated record.